Pelodiscus sinensis (Chinese soft-shelled turtle) is the source of this 467-nucleotide messenger RNA. The record is from RefSeq and is a predicted model, not a curated record. Lineage: Eukaryota; Metazoa; Chordata; Testudines; Trionychidae.
CCUGUCCUUCUCUUCCCCCAGGAAAAGCCCCACAAAUGUAACCAGUGCGGCAAAGCUUUCAACCGGAGCUCCACGCUCAACACGCACAUUCGGAUCCACGCGGGCUACAAACCCUUCGUGUGCGAGUUCUGCGGGAAGGGGUUUCAUCAGAAAGGCAACUACAAGAACCACAAGCUGACCCACAGCGGCGAGAAGCAGUACAAAUGCACCAUCUGCAACAAAGCCUUCCACCAGAUCUAUAACUUGACUUUCCACAUGCACACGCACAACGACAAGAAGCCCUUCACCUGCGGCACCUGCGGGAAAGGCUUUUGCAGGAAUUUCGAUUUAAAGAAGCACGUGCGGAAACUCCACGACAGCGCGCUGCCGGCCAAAGAGCUGCCCCGGAGUUUGCAAAGCUAAUUCACGCCGCUUUCGGGGACUCGCCCGUCCUGUGCAAAGCGAUCGAAAGCGGGUUCCAGCGACCC